Messenger RNA from Necator americanus (New World hookworm), 345 nucleotides. RefSeq lists its product as uncharacterized. The coding region runs from base 1 to 345 and encodes 114 amino acids. Lineage: Eukaryota; Metazoa; Nematoda; Chromadorea; Rhabditida; Ancylostomatidae. The record is from RefSeq and is a predicted model, not a curated record. The transcript is spliced from 4 exons. Gene Ontology annotation, molecular function: protein binding.
AUGAAAGGAUUACUAAUUCUGGUGAUCUGUCUCUCUUCAGCUUAUCGAAGCAACUGCAAAUCAAGUGGAAUUUGUCGUUACUAUGGCUUUGCGGUUCAAGCGAAAGUGACUGAAGUUUCGUCUGCUUGUUGCUCAGCCGCUUAUCCACAAGGUCGUUUCAUAUAUAAAGUGGAAAUUGAAGGAACUUAUAAGGGUGAUAUGGAAUAUGGGAAAUCAUACAUGCUUUAUACGUCACCUUCGAGUUGUGAAUGCAAUGGACUUGAUCGUGAUAAGACAUAUCUGUUAAUAGGUUAUACUGAUGGCGGCAAUCGGAAACUCUCUCUAUGCGUGUCAAAAUAUGCCUGA